Messenger RNA from Salarias fasciatus (jewelled blenny), 8169 nucleotides. RefSeq names its product protein phosphatase 2, regulatory subunit B'', alpha (gene ppp2r3a). Lineage: Eukaryota; Metazoa; Chordata; Actinopteri; Blenniiformes; Blenniidae. The record is from RefSeq and is a predicted model, not a curated record. The coding region runs from base 1118 to 5281 and encodes 1387 amino acids. Gene Ontology annotation, cellular component: protein phosphatase type 2A complex. The transcript has 13 exons. Gene Ontology annotation, biological process: protein dephosphorylation. Gene Ontology annotation, molecular function: calcium ion binding; protein phosphatase regulator activity.
UACACACACACAGUCACACACGCAGUCUCUCACACACACACACACACAAACACUCAUUUAUCCUCCGUUCCGCACGUUCUCGCACACGGAGCCGCCGCCGCCGCCGCCGCGCGCUGGACCAGACCCUCCGGUGACUCUCUCCGCUCUUCCCCCGGCUACACGGGAUCGUGUGUUCGGUUCCGCAGACUGCGACGAGCCUCGUCGUGACAAGAGUUUGGAGACGGCUGGAGGAGCAGGAGGAGCAGGGGGGGUGAGGAGGAGCAGGGGGAACAGCAGCAGGAGGAACAGCAGCAGGAGCGGGAGGUGGCGUCUUCCCGUCAGAAACACAGUCUCGCUCUGACACAUGGCUGACAGUGGGAGACGGAAAGGGUGAGCAGGAGACUACGGGAGUGAGAGACAUCCAGACACACACUCGCAGAGAGAGUGAGUCGGUCAGCCAUCUGUGGACGGUCCCCUGCUAUUCUGCAGCUGCGUUGGAUUCAGCAAAUCGUCUUCAGCUCUGUCAGGACUUCAGAAACUAGAGAGGGACGAGACGGUUCUUCAUACGCCCCUUUGCCCGGGGGAUGAGCCCUUGGCUAAAGCAAUGUCAAAGCCUUGCUGGCUUUGGAUUAGGCCCCUGGGGCUGUUUCUGUGGAGGGAUGGGUGAUAUCCCAGCUGGAUCUUCCGCUGUCACCAUCCACCACAGCUAUCAUUAGUGACUAAUGAGCUCCUGCUAGAGAGGAAACGAGGAAGGUGCCCGUGGAGAGAGGAGGAACCCUACAGCUGUUAUUAAGAGGCCCGGAGAUUUCAGACAAGCAAUUUUCUGUCUCAACAAGGAGUUGAGCAGAAUAGGGCUUUGAAAACUAAGAAACGAUCCACUCUGAAAAUCAUAGUCAAUCUUUUUGUUUUUGUUCCAGCAGUGUGGUUUUGUGAAAAAAUGUAACAAUGAAGAUGACAGUCACAUUUUUUCACCAAGAUGGUUUGGUUUUUGGACAAAUAUCCUUAUUUUUCCUCAACUGAACACGUUUCAACUUAAGAUUUCAAUCAGAACAUUAUUUUCUGUUAGAGUUUUGAUUUUUUUGUUUUACUCGUAGAGGAUUUUUUUGACCCUUCUAUGCCCUGAAGAAAAUUGGUCACCAUGGCAGCCGCCUAUCGUGUUGUUGUGAGCAGCGUGAGCUGCUACAACAGUGUUGUAGUGGACAGGCGCGCUCACUCCAAUGCUGUGCACUACUGCUCAGGGCCAUGUGGGGCGCUGUCACAAGGUCUGGACUGUACAGUUGCACACCGCGGCACCUGCUCUGAGCUGCUUGUUGCACCUGACCCUGUGUACAACGACCUUAACAGUUCCCCCAUACACUCCCGUCACUUGAUUACGCAACAACUCCCUAAUCAUGGUAAGCUUGGUAUUACCAUGGAUGCUUCUCCUAAUGGAAGUCUUGAGAGGGCGGGAAGCAGUGGAAAUUUGUCUUUAGGGGAGGACAGUCCCACAUGGCGAAGUAAAAAGACCCCCAGUGGUGGAGGAUCAACUGGAAACUUGAGCUUUUCGAGCAGCCUUAAGGACAUUACCGAAGAGGCCAUCAACCUGGCCAGUGGUAAGCUCAAGGAGUUUUCUUUUGACAAGCUUCGACUCUCCUCCUCCAGCCAUGUUACCUUUCGUAAAGGUCGUAAGGUCCGUCCUGAUUCUUUCAGUCGGCGCUCCACUGAUUUGGACAUCAUUUAUGGUCACUUCAGCUCCAACCUCACCACAACCACAGCUAGUAAUGGUCUGACGAAUGGCAUGACUACCUCUAAUGAUGAGAACCUGCCGCCAUUUGUGCUGGGAAAAGAAACAGGACUCGAGGAAACAAAACUGAAGGGAAGCACAGGCACCUUGACGGCCAUUACUAAAAUGGGCGGCGGCUCAACCGGCAGCUUGUCCAGUAUUGGAUCACUGGACCAAAGUCUGAACACAGUGGCCUCACUGUACCGCAACACCCUGGGAGAGGAGAACCUUAUUGCUCGUCUGUUAGAAAAGACCCGAGCAGAGGCUGCCAGUGGGGGAGCAGGUGGGGAGGACAUUCGUGCCUGCCUUGAUAUCCUCCUUAAAUGUUCAGAAGAUCUCAAGAAAUGUACUGACAUCAUCAAGCAGUGCAUCAAACGCAAAACUGGUGGCGAACCAGAGGAUGGUGGAGCAAGUCCUGACAGUGUGUAUCGGGCUGUGAUGGCUCGUCUGAGCUCUUACCUGAAGAGACUGCCCCUGGAACUUGAAGGAAUAGGAAGUUUUGGGGGUGGUGGGCAAGGAGGAACUGGGAGUGGCCACAGCGACUUGGCAGAGCUAGUAAACACUCUUCACUCAAUCCAACAGGGACCUUACUCCCCAAUAUUCGGCAAUGAGCAGCCUCCUCGAUAUGAAGAUGUGGUGCAGUCCCCUCCGGUCCCAAAGACUGUUUCACACUCUGUAUCUUCCACUCCUACCAGUGUUUCAUCCUCAUCUUUGAAAUCUGAUUCCAUCCAUACCAAACCAGUCCAGAGCUCAGCCCUGUCCAGAACUACUGCACAUACCAAUGGACUGCAGCAUCCACAUUCUUCUUCUGCCAUACAACACACUCUUUCUCCACCAUCUAUCAUGUGCCCGCCAUCCAACACCUCUCCAACACACUCCCCCUCCCCACUUCGCUCUUCCCCGACCCCACCGUACAUACACACUCCUCCAGCCUCCCCCAUGGAGGCUUUAUAUAUUGAAGAGGAGGAGACUGAUGUGGGAAAGUUAGCAGAACAACUAUCACAGCAGACACACACUCCAGCUCGAGGGAUGAACAUGACCCAGAACAAAAAUGGGACUGUUUUAGGGAAACACAUGCACCUGUCCCAACCACACACACUCCAUACUCCAUCAGACAAUUUGCCAGCCAACAUUAACCCCAGUUGGCCUUCCUCUACCUCGCUGACAGCAUUUAAAUCUACUUCACACAGAAAUGAUGACAUUGACAAACUUCUGAUGGACUUGGAGAAUCUUUCUCAGAGUAUGAGUCACCCUAGAAGUGUAGAGCCUCCACUUCCAGUCAAGACCAGGAAAAGAGAGGGAGUCCAGGGUGUCAGUGCAAAUGACUCCUUCACUCAGUCUAAAAUGGCCCAGUUCCAAAGCCCAAAGCCAGCCACUCAUCUCCCGAUGAACGGCCUGAAUUGCAGAACGCCACAGAGUCUCACUCCUCCACAGGGGGAGGGCAGUGGAUCUGGGGGAGGAGAGGAGGAUGAUGGUGCACUGUUACUGAGAAUCCUUGAGAGCAUCGAGAGUUUUGCCCAAGAGCUGGUAGAUUCUGGAGCAGGGAGCACAGGUAGUGCUGAGAGGAACAGUGGAAAGGAGCGGGAGGUGAUGAGGCUCCUUCAGGAUACUCUGGCUACCACGGUCAGAGCCGACACUCCAGUGGACGGCACAACCUCACCGCCUGCUCUAACUGCUUCAGCUGUACCUGGAAGUGUAGUCCCAAUAAUACCUCCAAAACACAGCCUAGCAAACACGCCUGAUAUUUCACCUGUGGUAUCUGAAGCUGAGUGCAAUGACGUGAUUGAACCUUUGCCUGAUGCCACCCCCAUACUCCUGUGCACAUCUUCAUCUGGACCUACUAUUAAAGCUACAGACAAAAUUACAGAAGCCUCAACAGCUGAGGCAGACACGUUAUCUGUCCAAGCCGAGGAACUGUCUUCGUCACACUCAGAUGAACCCACACUUGUGGCCGCACCUGAACCUCUCGCCCCUGCUGUGAGCCCAGCAACUGCAGCCAUAAAAGAUGUUUCUGUUGCUGUUGAUGAUCCUGCACCGCUGAGAGACACUGGCUCAACCCUGCUCAUCCAGCAGACUCCAGAGGUGAUUCGGGUUCAGUCCAAACCUGAAAAGAAACCAGGGACACCUCCACCAGCUCCGGCUGCAGCGGCGGCGCCGCCGGCCCCCACGCCGCGCUCGCCCAGCCCGCCCCCGGCUCCGGUGAUCGUCACCCCUCCUCCCCCCGCCAUCAACAUUCCCAGGUUCUACUACCCCCGUGGGCUCCCUGCCCUGGGCUCGGCUGCCAACCACGACGCAGCCAUCGCCGCCAUCGAGGCGGCCUUCACCGAGUUCGAGGAGGAGAAGGCCGACAUUUAUGAGAUGGGCAAGAUUGCCAAGGCAUGCGGGUGUCCACUUUACUGGAAGGCCCCCAUGUUCUACGCAGCAGGUGGGGAGAGGACGGGUUUUGUGUCCGUUCACUCCUUCGUCGCAACCUGGAGGAAGUUGUUGCACAGUUGCCACGAUGAUGCAUCAAAGUUUAUUUCCUUGUUGGCGAAGCCUGGAUGUAACUACUUGGAACAGGAAGACUUCAUUCCUCUAUUGCAGGACAUAGUGGAUACACACACUGGACUCACGUUUCUGAAGGAUGCACCUGAAUUCCAUUCACGCUACAUAACAACGGUGAUCCAGCGGAUAUACUACGUGGUGAACCGUUCCUGGACGGGACGGAUCACGAUGAUGGAGCUGCGCAGGAGCAACUUCCUCCAAACCCUGGCGCUGCUGGAGGAAGAGGAGGACAUCAACCAGAUCACUGAUUACUUCUCCUACGAACAUUUCUAUGUCAUUUACUGCAAAUUCUGGGAGCUGGACACCGACCAUGAUCUGUACAUUGACCCCAAAGAUCUAGGACGAUACAACGACCACGCGUCCUCAAACAGAAUCAUCGAGAGACUGUUUUCAGGGGCCGUUACCCGGGGUAAUGCCGUGCAGAGGGAAGGCCGGAUGAGCUACGCAGAGUUUGUCUGGUUUCUUAUUUCUGAGGAAGACAAGAAAAAUCCCACCAGUAUCGAGUACUGGUUCCGCUGUAUGGAUGUGGACGGCGACGGCGUCCUGUCCAUGUUUGAGCUGGAGUAUUUCUAUGAGGAGCAGUGUGAGAGGAUGGAGAGGAUGGGCAUCGAACCGCUGCCUUUCCAGGAUCUGCUCUGCCAGAUGCUCGACCUGGUGAAACCCGAGAGUUCAGGCAAGAUCACUCUGGGGGAUCUGAAGCACUGCCGAAUGGCCCACAUCUUCUUCGACACGUUCUUCAACCUGGAGAAAUACCUGGAUCAUGAACAGAGGGACCCGUUUGCUGUGCAAAAGGACAUUGACAGUGAAGGUCCGGAGCCGUCCGACUGGGAUAAAUAUGCUUCAGAGGAGUAUGAGAUCCUGGUGGCCGAGGAGACUGCGAACGAGCAGCUACACGAGGGGUCAUUUGAUGACGACUACGAAUCUGAGGAGCUGCAGGUCCCGGGAGAGAUUGGAAAUAAAAUGGAAAAGCUGGUUAUAUCAGAUCUGUCGGCAUAAAACUCUCUUCCCUGGAAUUCCUGGGCUUCUGGAAGACAAACAGGAACCAGAUUUUUUUUUUAAGGCCUUUGGGAUACAUGCUACAUGCAUCCACAGAUACUUGGAUGUAAAGACAGAGAGCGUGAAGGAUUCUGCCAUCGGUCUCAGACUGACUCCGUCCUCCAGUCGGAAGGGAGAUUUUUGUUUGUGUGUGUAUGUGUGUGUGUGUGUGUGUGUGUGAGGGAGAGACUGUAAAGCAGCCCUGCUCUGUGUGUGAUGCUACAAUGCAUCUGUAUCCACAGAGAAAAUGUUGUCACUGCAGCCAGCGCUUCGCUCCAUCAGCGAAAACAAACCCCCGCCACGGGAGGGGGAGCAUUUGAUAAGCUUUCGAUGGACAAGUGAAAUAUUCAGCUGUAAAAUAUAUGUCAUUGUCGUUGUGAACUCUCUACUGACAAUCCUGCCCGAAGACAAUCCUCUCUUUAUUAUCUGUUCUCCCAAAGUGUCGCUAUGCUUGAGGUAAACGGACACGUCGAGUCGGAGCGACGUGCAGAUGUACAGACGUGACGGUGGGAAGCACUGCCAUGGAAGAUCCACAGCCACCAAACAGACACUGCCUUCAGAAACCCGCUGCCUGCGCAGCUCCACACUGUGUUUCUUGUAAAGGAAGUUGUUAACCCCCCCCCUCCCCCUUUGGUUCCUUUAGGGAGAGGUCAUGUAACAGUCUGGGUUGUUGUAACAGCACCUCCUCUCUGUGGCCGCUGUGUGCCACUGCACGCCGGCGCCGGCGUGUGCGGCGCUCCGUUGGCCGGCUAACGUUUCCAUGAGUGCAGCUCACUGCUCUAUUAUUAGUGCAGCAUUAUCAGAGCUCCACCUCUGGACUCUCUCUGCAGUCGGACUGCAGUUCCAGAUAUGCACAGAAAGGCACACCAAACUCUCUGGUAGAGUUUAACACCUGGAAUAUUUGAACUAGCACAAUAGGUGAGGCUGAGGUUAGUUGUCACAUCUCAUGCCAGUUCUUCGUGCAGUUUUGUUGAUUUCUAAAGCCUUUUAACUUUAAUAAAUGUAGAUUAGAAGCAGGAAGUUUGCCAAACACCAGAGACGGGUGCACUGACAUAGGACAUUACACAGGGUGCAGGGUGAGAAAGGUAAAGAGGAAAAACACAAUAAAACACAUUUUCAUUCAGGAAUGAUCCGACUCCGUACGACAUUUUCGCCCUUGUCUUUUGUAACUCUUCUUCUCUUGUUCUCUGAGCUCCCUGUUCAAUGUGCUGAGGCACUUUGCCUGAUAAUCUGUUGUGCUAUUUUGAUUUGUGUAAGAAAAACAGCUUUUCUGCCCACAUAUCACAGUCAUAAAGCAUUACUUAUGGAAGUUUCUCUCGAACACACAUAAAACACACUGCGAAAAUAAAACAAGUCAAAACUGUGUUAUCAAAAAAUUAACUAUAAAGUAAACUUGUUAUAUCCUGCCUGCAAAAAGUUUGGGAUUUUUAGUCAUCAACAUUCAAUUUAUGACAAAAUCAAAGGAGUUUUUUUUUUUUUUUUGGUCAUUCAGAGUGACACGUUUUGCAAAAAAAUGAACUUUGAAAGUCCCCAUCUUGCUCUGUCCAUGUCUGCCUGUCUUCAGGCAAGACGCCCAACCUGCAGGCUGCUCCCGGUGGGGGACGAGCUCAAACCCACAAAGAAAUUGUAUGUUUACUCAAACUACACUGAGAUGAAAACACGUCUCUGAACCUUUCAAACAUUUGGUAAAUAAGUAGAGAAAUCCCGAACAGUUUGCAUGGUUUGAUAGCCGUUUAUUUCAGUUUAUUUAUAUAUUUAUUUGUAAGUCUGGAUUAGCCGUCUUCAUAUAAUACUGUGUUUCUCGCUAGGAGCAUGUAGUUGCCUAGAAAUCACUGAUAGAGGAGUGUGUUUUAGGAGCCUCGGUUACGUAGGUGCCAUUUUCGGGGGGGCUGUUUAUAUGUCACUGCCAUAGAGAUUGUGUUCCUGCAUCUAUUUGUGUGUGUAUACGUGUGCAUAACUUUAAUAAGGAUUAUCACAGCUGUUGUCCUCAAUGACUUAAAAGUAUCUGGUAUAUACCUCCUUCACUGGCACUUACUGUACACACACACACACACACACGUUUUUUGCAAAGGAGAACAGUUGCAGAUGGUCAUUGCCCCGUGUAAACCUGUCCUACUCUCUCCUCAACUAUAAUAGUAUUAUAAUAAAGAUAAUGAUAAGCCAUUGUAGAUUUAACAACCAGGAUUUUUGAUGUACUUUGCCGGUUAGUAUUGCUGUGCCACUGUGUGGCUUGGGAAAGGGGGGUAAAUUAUGUUAGAUGUGUGUAUGUUUGUUUUUGUGUGUGUGUGUGUGUGUGUGUGUGUGUGUGUGUGUUAGACACGCAACGGAUUUUAAAACCGCAGAGGGGAAGAGAUCCUCUCCAUUUUCCCCAAACUGACAAUCACAGAAAUCACAUAGGAUGCAUCUCAUGUACAGGAACAUCCGAGGCCGACGCUUCACCGCUGUGGUCACACGCUCUCCGGGAGGACGUCGAAGGCAAACUGUCAAAGCUAACGGCGCCGUCGGCCUGGUCACUCUUUCGGCUCUAUGCAAAGUGUCCUGGUGUUCACACGCUGAAGCAACAGGCGAGGAGAGAAGCCAUGUAGGACUCUUUUCUUUGAAAUUAUGUUUAUACCGAGAGAGAAACAGAAAAGACUUAUUUUUUUGAUUCACAUCCUCUGUGCAAAUAUAAAUAUAAGGAAAUAUAAGGAGGUUGAGAUGUGGCACAAAUCCUGAUGGUUAUUGUAUUGGCAUGGUUUUCUUUUCUUUUUUCUCUCUCUCUCUUUCUUUCUCUCCCUUUCUUUCCUUCUUGACCCCGUUACUUGUUGCUUUUUGUCUGAAGUUUAAAUAAAGCUAUUUCAAACAUUUGA